AUGGCAUAUAUCAACCAGGGUUACCAAGGAGGUUUCUUCCCCAGCUCAUGUUUUCUCCUGAGCUUUCAACCUAUCAAAAGAGCAGCCACCGGAAACAAGCUUCCUCCCUGGGACCAUGCCCUCGGUUCCCUUGUCCGGUUCGCCGGAGACUACCAUGAGAAAAUCACUCGCAAUCCUUUGGACCAGACUCGGAGAUCCAUGUCGGAUGGCCAUGGCUUGAAACUAUCCCCGAUGCCUCUUAGGAGUGAGAAUCUUUGCGCUAAGCCUCGUCCACUCUCAAAACUUGAGAGCUUUGACGAGCUGGUUAAUUCCAUGUGCUUCCAGUACUAUCCAAUCGCUAUUACCGGCAAUCAAGUUGAAGCGCACGAAGGCGAUACUCGGUGA
Molecule: messenger RNA, 384 nt
Organism: Penicillium coprophilum
Lineage: Eukaryota; Fungi; Ascomycota; Eurotiomycetes; Eurotiales; Aspergillaceae
Exons: 2
Coding region: 1-384 (127 amino acids)
Source: RefSeq, a predicted model, not a curated record